This is a messenger RNA of Pocillopora damicornis (cauliflower coral), 4853 nucleotides long. Its product is annotated as RNA demethylase ALKBH5. Gene Ontology annotation, cellular component: nucleus. Gene Ontology annotation, biological process: mRNA export from nucleus; mRNA processing. Gene Ontology annotation, molecular function: oxidative RNA demethylase activity. The record is from RefSeq and is a predicted model, not a curated record. NCBI's taxonomy places the organism in Eukaryota, Metazoa, Cnidaria, Anthozoa, Scleractinia, Pocilloporidae.
CAAAAUGGCGGGUACCGAACCGGAGAAUAAGUCUUAUGUAGACUUACGAGAAAAGCUUAACAAGAAUUCAUCUACCAACAAAAAGCAGUUCUGGGAGAAUAGAAAGCGGAAACGUGACCAAAAUGUUGUUUCACAUCGCCAAUAUCCAACGCAUGACAGAGAAAUUGAACUGCAGAAAGUUCAUCAAGGAAUUCGUCAGCGAAUUUUAUUCGAUAAAGAGGAAUGCGACAAAAUUGAACAAAAAAUCGACGAAAUAGUUCAUUGUGCAGAUGAGGGAAAUUAUAAAAGCAGAACAGUUGAUAGAGCACCAUUACGCGUUAAAUAUUUCUUCGGAGAGGGCUACACGUACGGGAAACAGCUCACAGAGCGAGGACCCGGACAGGAGAGACUUUUUCCUCGGGGAGAAGUCGAUGAAAUUCCGCAGUGGAUUUAUGAUUUGGUUGUAUUGCGGCUGGAGAAGGCUGGAAUCGUGCCUAAAGGCUUUGUGAACAGUGCUGUGAUUAACGACUAUCAACCCGGAGGUUGCAUAGUUUCGCACAUCGAUCCACCACACAUCUUUGACCGUCCAAUUGUUUCGUGUUCGUUUUUCAGCGAAUCCUCGCUCAGUUUUGGCUGCAAAUUCAGUUUCAAACCUAUUCGCACAUCAACGCCAGUCUUAACACUUCCACUACCUCGAGGCUGCGUGACAACUUUAAGCGGUUAUGCAGCCGAUGACAUCACACAUUGUAUCAGACCUCAAGAUGUGAAAGCAAGAAGAGCUGUGAUCAUUGUAAGGAGAGUAUAUCCAGAUGCACCAAGACUUGAACCAUUAAUUAAUGGCAGCAAGGAUCAAGAUGGGGAAAGUAACAGAGACAGUGAUGAUGAUGAAGAUGAAGAAAAUGAUGAAGAGCCCCCAUCACCCAAGAAGAAACGUGUGGUGUUGAAAAGGAACUUUAAACGUCCCAGCCAAGAAGCUAAGAAUACCUCUGAUCAGUAAGGAGACUGAUAAUUUGAUCAAGUGAUGACAGUCCAGCAGAGGAUAUAAUAUUGGUGCAAGACAUCAGAAAUAGCUUCAGUGAAGGUUCAGUUGGACAAACAUCAUUCUGGCUGGGGCCAGAGCUCAGUCCUUCCCAUGGAUCUAAGACAGGCUUGUGUAGUUUAACCUUAUAUAUGUUGUGACUUGCUGUUCAAGUCACAAAUGAUAGUUGCAGUCUAUAGGUUAGAUCUGUGUUGUGGCUUUCUUUUGCCAGUCAUGUUUAAUUCAAAUUUUUCUCAUUCUGUUAUGUAGACUUUGCCUCUAUUGUAUAGUUUUUAGUCAAGAUCUUUUAAAUUGCUUUCAAUCUGUCAAGCUUCCUGAUCUGUCAGUAGUGUGCAAAUGUAUUGGUCAAUUUUGAAACUUGUCAUUUGCUCAUUAUAUUGGUGACUGUUUAUCUUGAAAAGCAACUGGCCUUUAAAGUGACCAAAAUGAUUUCAAUUUCUUAGUUCCAUCCUAUGGUUUGUGAAAAGUAAUACUUGAUUAUUUGGAAUGCCAAUGUGAUCCUUUCUGCAAUUUGAAUUUCUUUGGACAGAUACUGACGAUUUUUUUACAACCCUAGUAAUGCUGAAUAAUGAGGGCAGAAUUGGGGAUUUCAGCUCUCAGGAAGUCAAGGUGUUCAAAAUUCCAUAGACAUAAAUUCCUGUCAUAUCUGUAUGAGUACUGAUUUUAUCUGCCCUGUUCUAUACUGCCUUUUACAACAUAGACCCAAAAUCUUUUUCAUUCUUCUCAAAAUGUUUUCCACCAGAAACACUGACAAACUCAGUGAGGUUUGCUUAAGGAGAACAAAACUAUCUCCUUUCAUUGGAGGGGUUGGUGAAAAGGUCAUUUUUGACAUAAGCAGUUUUUGUUCAGAUGCUGGCAAUAAAAGAUAUGAUCAUAAAAUGAUUUUUAAACCAUAGAAUGGAACUAAAGACAUGAAAAAAAACCCAAAUAAGUGGUACUUCAAUCACCAUGUUGAUUAUUGGUCGGAAAAAAAAAACACUAUGGAAGUUAUAGUACUGUACAUAUACAUUGCCAUAUGUCAGCCUUCCUUCCCAAGUUAUUUAGGCACUGUAUAUUGUAUAUACAAAGAUUUACCCAAAGGUAUAUUAUCAUGAAGGUAGCAUGUACUUCCAAAGAAGUUGGUUUACAAAGCAAUUGCCUGUUGGGACAGUCUGAAGGAAGGUGUUUUUGUUAAUGAUGUGUCCCUUGUACUUUAUCCUUUCAAUUCAUAUUCUCUUAGUUUUAAGCUACAACCUGUUUUGCAGCAUUUGCAAGAAUUUCAAUUUAUGAUAAACUUUUAUCAAGCAACCUUUAGAUUUGCCCAAAAAAGUACAAGGAGAAAUGGAAACCUUCAUAUCGUUGGGUGCUAUAUAUAAAGAUGUACUCCACUAGUUAGUUUCAGAAUCACAUUUGAAUCAUUUUUUUGGUAAAUUGUUUACACAAUUGACCAUUUUGUGGCUUAACAUUGGAACAGAACUCUAUGGUAAUGAAUUAAAGUGUAGUUUGAUCAGAAGCUGUGUAAAAUAUGUCAAAGAAUGCAGUCAAUAUUCUAUUUUGGGACAACUUUUGAUUUACAUGCAACAGAAUGUUGUUUUCAGUGAAAAUGGAAAUCAAAUCAUACAUGCUUGCUUUCUGAACCAAAGUAAAUAAGAAACAUGACAGUUUCUUUUGGCAAGUACCAGCUUUGUUUUGUCAAACUAGAACCGUUAAUUUCUGAAUGCAUUGUUAAUAAUUUUUAUUUAAUUAAAAACCUUUAUGCUGUACAAGGUUUCCUAAGCAGACAAGACACAUUUGUUGUGGGGCAGUUGGUUCUCAGGAAUUUUUUUGUAUUUGGCCUGUACUAGAUAAUUUCAAAUUGUGUACCAGGCAGUUUAAGGUUAUGCAUGGUUCUGUGGCAAUUCAAAUGAAAUCGAUGUAUUACUAAAGAACAUAUCUUUAUAGGGAGACUCUUACAAUAUGUCCAUGAGUGAAAAAAAUGAGGCCAUUUAAUUGAAAACUACUAAUUAAUAUAUUCCUUUAGCACCCUAACAUCAGUAUGCAUCUUCUCCAUAUUGUUCUCUCUACAUUUCUUAAGGUGCUGACAAGGAGAAUUUGUUGAACAAUCAAGAGUUUCUUUAGUUGGUGAUCAUGUCCUUAAUUCUCAUGACCUUAAUGUGUGUGAUGCAGGGGUGUUAUUGAAAGGAGAAAUAAGAUUCUAGUCUCUCCAAGGGGUUGGAGGGUUAACUCCCCUAAGUGACUAAGACGGAAUUUCUCCUUACAAUAUCAAUUUACUAUGAAGCAGACAAGUAUGAGAAUAAAGAAAAAUAAUAAUUAGGGUAUUAUUAGUUGAUCCAUUACCAAAUUAUUGGAACUAACAUGAGAAUUGUUUGCCGGACAGGAAGGGGAAUUGUAAUGAGGUCUUGGGUGUUAAAGGGUUAAAAAUCUUCCUGUUAGAUUUUUUCCUGAAUACUUUUUAAACUUUGCUAUUAUGUGACAUAGGGAGGUAAAUUUGACUGUGAAUAGAUUGUUUGUGUUUUGCCUGGAGCAACUCGUUCAGGGAUAAAAAGGCUAUGUGUACACCCACUAGUAUGAGUAAUUAGUAUUGUGAAGACAAAUUAUUUACGUGACCAUAUUCUACGCUGUAAAUAUUCACAAUGUAUACCUGCAAUACAUGAAUAAGAAAAUGUUUAUACCUGCAUGAAUGUGAUUACUUUGAUUGAAAAAAUUGAAAAUCUUCUAGAAAAAACGUCAAGAGGAAACUCGAUUCAAGGAUUUUCCACAGGUAAAACGAGAAAACGAGGCCAAAACUAAACAAAAUUUUCCGAAAUGCCUCACUGAUUCACUAAAGGACGUAACCUUGGACAAUUUUCAGAACUUGCAAAGGUGACAAAAAAAAAUCUCCAACCGUUAACUGUUACUGAAUGACCCCAGGCAAGAUAUAAUCUAGUGCCCUAGCAAAUUAUCGCAAUGUUGUUCAUGAUCGGAGUAAUAUUUAUUAUGGUGCAUGUACAGAUAGUAACUCUAACGUCGGUAGCGGUCGUUUUUCGUCGUUUCUUGACUAGCGGUGCCAUUUCUUCUGGAAAUGUUGGUAGAAGCGGUUUUCUCAAUCGCUGGGGUAACCAAGCUUGGUAGAAUGUGUUUUAAAUAUAGCCAAAAUUUAUUUUAGAAGCCAAGAGACUGAGUUAGUUCCGAUCGCGCUAUAAUUAAUGACUUUUCUAAAGUGGAAAAAGUAUAUUUGCAGUUCAAUCAUUUCCUCUGUACGACUCAUUUCAUGAUACAAAGAGUGGAAAAAAACCCUCAAACCUUUUGCAGGAUCAAAGACAUUUUGCAGAUAGGCCAAGAACUUUGAAAAUACGCUUACCUUCAAUCAUUUAAAAUUAUUAGCUUAGAGAAUUCGAAAAGCCAGAUCGCAGAAUAUUGCAAUUUGGUGUGACAAAGAUCAGAUCAGAGGUGUAUUCAAACUUAAUCUGACAUGGUCUGAUAUACAAUAUCCUAUUAAAACAUGCUCUUAGUCGCUUUUGUGGCACCUCUUCUUUUUUCUCAGAAAAAUGAAAAUUAAACAACUGAAGCAACUGUAACAUUAGAAUGUAUAGUUUCUGCAAAGAAUGUUUUUAGGCUCACUGUCAAGACCCUAAUCAGGAGUACUUCAGCGGUGCAUCAUACCUACAGCUCAUAGUAAGACGCUCUUAGAAGAAUAAGAGGUUAAUAUGGGAUUAGUUAAAUAGUGUUUGGUGUUUCUAAGCACCCAUUCCUCCGAUUGUUUGCGCAAAUAGUAUCCACGCUCUAUCAGUUAGAAUAAGCAGAUCAUCUCUUAAUGUCUUGCGCUUUUGCUUGACCCAAUGUUAUUUCCUUUGGUGAAAUAAAGCUUCAGGAGAGC